UUCUUUUUGGUAAUUCUUCGUUGUCCAGCCGCCAAAGUGGAGAGUGUGAUUGCAGAAGGGGGCGCUUCUCGUUUCAGUGCUUCUUCGGGAGGGGGAGGAGGUCGGGGUGCACCUCAGCACCAUCCCAAGACUGUCGGCAACAGCGAGUUCCUGGGGAAACCCCCAGGAUCUAGCGUUCAGAGAUGGGUACCUUCACGAAGCACUAGACGAGAUGUCAACGCCUCCAAUGAAAAAGAACGACAUGAUGCAAUCUUCAGGAAAGUGAGAGGCAUACUUAAUAAGCUGACCCCCGAGAAGUUUGACAAGCUAUGCCUUGAGCUCCUGAAUGUGGGCGUAGAUUCAAAACUCGUCCUAAAAGGAAUCAUCUUGCUGAUCGUUGACAAAGCCCUUGAAGAGCCUAAGUAUAGCUCCCUAUAUGCUCAGCUAUGUCUGCGAUUGGCAGAGGAUGCACCAAACUUUGACGGCCCAUCACCGGAGAUCCAAACAUCACAAAAGCAGAGCACCACAUUCAGGAGACUUCUGAUUUCUAAGCUCCAAGAUGAAUUUGAGAACCGUGCCAGAAAUGUUGAAAUCUAUGACAAACAUGACAACCCUCUUACCUCUGAGGAGGAGGAGCAGCGUGCCAUUGCCAAGAUCAAAAUGCUGGGCAACAUCAAAUUCAUUGGGGAACUUGGCAAGCUUGAUCUUAUCCAUGAAUCUAUACUUCAUAAGUGCAUCAAAACACUUUUGGAAAAGAAGAAGAGAGUCCAACUUAAAGAUAUGGGGGAGGAUCUGGAGUGCCUCUGUCAGAUAAUGAGAACAGUGGGGCCUAGACUAGAUCAUGAGAAAGCUAAGUCUUUAAUGGAUCAGUACUUUGGCCGUAUGCAGUCCUUAAUGAACAACAAGGACUUGCCAGCGAGGAUCCGUUUCCUGCUGCAGGAUACGGUGGAGUUGCGAGAGAACGAUUGGGUGCCUCGCAAGGCUUUUAUUGACAACGGACCAAAGACGAUUAACCAGAUUCGUCAGGAAGCAGUAAAGGAUUUGGGAGUUUUUAUUCCACCAAUGUCCCAGGGAAUGAGGACGGACUUCUUUCUGGAUGGCUCCUUCAUGCCAACCAGAAUGAAACUUGACAGGGAAACCGUUGGGGGGUUGGCCGAUAUGUUUGGACAAAUGCCAGUGGGGAGUGGGAUCGGCACUGGCCCUGGGGUGAUUCAGGACCGCUACUCCCCAACCAUGGGGCGUCAUCGCACAAAUCCGCUCUUCAACGGACACAGUGGGCACACCGCCCCUGCCCCGCAGUCCCAGUUUGACAUGGGAGGCAAGCCAUUUAUGAAAUCGAACCCGGGUCAGAAUCCGAUUUUCCAGAACCAGAACCACUCUGUGCAGCAGCAGGCCCAGUCCAAGGACAUGGCACCCCGCUUCAUCAAGAAGGGACAGCUCAACGCUGAUGAGAUCAGUCUUAGGCCGGCACAGUCAUUCCUUUUGAACAAAGUGCCAAAGUUGCAGCCGCAGAUCCCAACCAUGAUUCCUCCCAGCGCUCAACCUCCACGCACACAGACGCCACCACUGGGACAGCCUCCACAGCUUGGUCUGAAAACCAACCCUCCUCCUAUCCAGGAAAAACCUCCAAAGACCAACAAGAAACCACCUCCUGCAAAGGAAGAGUUGCUGAAGAUGACCGAGACCAUAGUGACUGAUUAUCUGAAUGGCAACAACAUUGAUGAAGCUGUGACUGGUGUGAGGGAGAUGAAGGCUCCCAAGCACUUCCUGCCUGAGAUGUUGAGCAAGAUUGUGAUCUGUUCUUUGGACCGCUCUGACGACGACAAGGAGCAAGCCAGCACCCUAAUCCACAACCUCCACUCAGAGGGCCUCAUCACUGGGGAGAACUUCAUGCAGGCUUUCCUCAGCGUCCUGGAUCAGUGUGCUAAGAUCGAGGUGGACAUCCCCCUGGUGAAGUCCUACCUGGCCCAGUUUGCGGCGCGCUCCAUCAUGGCUGAGCUGAUCAGCGUGGCGGAGCUGGCCCACCCCCUGGAGAACGGCACCCACUUCCCCCUCUUCCUGCUCUGCCUGCAGCAGGCGGCCAAGCUGAAGGACCGUGAGUGGCUGACCGACCUCUUCCAGCAGAGCAAGGUCAACAUGCAGAAGAUGUUGCCUGAGAUCGACCAGAACAAGGACCGGAUGCUGGAGAUCUUGGAGGGCAAAGGGCUGAGCUUCCUGUUCCCUCUGAUGAAGCUGGAAAAGGAGCUUCUGAAGCAGAUCCAGGCCGACCCCUCCCCCCAGUCCAUCUACAAGUGGAUCAAGGACAACAUCUCCCCCAAGCUCCACACAGACAAAGGAUUCGUCAACAUCCUCAUGACCAGCUUCUUGCAGUACAUCGCCCAUGAGAUCAACGCCGACGAGGACCAGCUCUCGGCCCCACCGAAGGAGCAGCUGGAGCAGGAGAAGCAGCUGCUGCUGGCCUUCAAGCCCGUCAUGCAGAAGUUCCUGCACGACCACAUGGACCUGCAAGUCAGCGCUCUGUAUGCCCUGCAGGUCCACUCCAAUGCUAAAGCUUUCCCUAAAGGCAUGCUACUGCGCUACUUUGUCAACUUUUAUGAUAUGGAAAUAAUUGAAGAAGAAGCCUUCCUCGCAUGGAAAGAAGACAUCACCCAAGAAUUUCCUGGAAAGGGAAAAGCAUUAUUCCAGGUGAACCAGUGGCUGACCUGGCUGGAGACAGCUGAGGAGGAGGAGUCAGAGGAGGAGGCUGACUGAGGAGGAGGAGUCAGAGACCAGCGGAAGCCUUAUGGUGUGAAGAGGCUAUAUGAUACAGCUUUUUGUUUCCCCACCUGACCCCCGCCCCCUUCACCCCUCAUUAUGAUAUGCAUAUUCUAACCACUGCAACAAUUCAUUCCGCUAUCAAGUUUUUGCCAUGUUUAGCCAAUGCAUGUUUAGUUUUAUAUUCACUCAUAGCUCUUUAUUUUUUUGGGGGGGGGGUUUGUUUGGCUCUGAUUUAGCUCAAGGUCUUAAGCGUAUAACGGUUUACAUCUGUUCAAAGAGCCCGUUGGAGAUCAAUGCAGCAGCUCUGAACAUGGGCCUCUUGUGUUGCUGUAUUAGUAAUGUAUUGCAAAGGGCCUGUUUCCUGCUGCUCUCCUGCUUUUUGUGUUAACCGACUAGCAACACUGUAGAGAUGCACUUUGCUCAACGUCAUGCUGAGUCGUUGCAAUAUAUUCACACUCAUCCCUUUGAUUGUUACAAAGAACCCUUAACUGUAAUCAUUGGUUACCAUAACUUUAAUAGUUAUUGCUUGUGUUUCUACCUCCUUGUUAUGGGCAUCAUGUGCUAGAGUUGAAUUACUUCAUGUCCCAUUUCAGAUGAACAUGCAUAGAUGAGUCUGGACUGAUGCACAAGUCUGUAAUAAACAAAAAAUACCUGGUUUACUUGCACAACAUAACCCUGAUUGUAAAAUAAAUAAAAUUUGCCCUUUUUUAA
Messenger RNA from Osmerus eperlanus (European smelt), 3447 nucleotides. It is a transcript of the gene eif4g2a, whose product is annotated as eukaryotic translation initiation factor 4, gamma 2a. NCBI's taxonomy places the organism in Eukaryota, Metazoa, Chordata, Actinopteri, Osmeriformes, Osmeridae. The transcript is spliced from 21 exons. The record is from RefSeq and is a predicted model, not a curated record. Gene Ontology annotation, cellular component: eukaryotic translation initiation factor 4F complex. The annotation marks the transcript as partial. Gene Ontology annotation, molecular function: translation initiation factor activity; protein binding; mRNA binding.